AUGAGUACAUGGCCACUGAGUACUUUUGUUUCACAAUCUUCUAAAUCAGUUAUUUUAAAUUUGACUACAAGCACUUGUGAUGGCAAUUUAAUUACAAAGAUUGUUAAUGAACUUAGGAAUUCAUUAUCAGAAAGCACUUUUGAAAAUAUUAUGCUAAAAAACCCCGUAGCCGCGUUACAUUUUCUUAACUUCCUUAGAAAUACUGGACAGUUAGUAGACUUAAAGAAAUAUAUGAAAAUACUAGGUUUUAUCAGAGAAAGUGAAAUUUCUAGCUAUAGUCAGUUGAUGCAAAAGUUGAUGAAUUUAUCAUCGGGUCAUGUAGACGAAGUUAAUAAACAUUUAAUGCAGAUUGCAGAAUCUGAAGUGGCCUCAAAUCUUGCUGUUAAAAACAUUGUUGAAAUCUCUUCUGAAUUGGCUGUUAUCUUGGAUUAUCAGAACAGCUAUGAAAAAGAAUGGAGUUCAUAUUACAGUGAACUUUUUAUACGUACAAACGCCCGGAAAACCGCUACUACACUUCCUGAGAGUUUGUUGAUGCAGCCAUUAUGCGAAACUCUUGGUGCAUUGGCGAGGAUGGAUCAAAGCAUUAAGACCAAUAGUCGGGCUGAAACUCUUGGGAAAAAGUUCAAGAUAUCGGAUGAACAGUUUAGAUGGUUGUUGAUAGAGCCCCUUGUUCAGUCACGAAACUGGGACGAUCUAGAAUUUAUCAUGUUAAAAAAGAAAUCUUUGUCGCGUCGUAUGGAGGUUACCAUCCCAACUGACCGUUUUAUCCUUCAUCUCAAUUCAUUAGGUGUCCCAAACAAUAUUAUUGAAAGUUACUUGAAAUAUCUAAGUGAUGAUGAAUUUAUACAGAUUGUUAUUAGGUUAAAUAUGGUCGAUGAAGCGGUUAAACUCUGCUUGGAAAAGCGAAAUAUCAACGCUUUGAAGGAACUCAUGUCUCAAAUACCUGGCAAUCAUCAAAAGAAGAAAGAAAUAUCUCACUACCUAUCAGUUCCUGUUGCACAGUGGAAAGACUUUGUUUGUAGACAAGCGUUUUGA
Messenger RNA from Schistosoma mattheei, 1035 nucleotides. The record is from the annotation of a GenBank genome assembly. NCBI's taxonomy places the organism in Eukaryota, Metazoa, Platyhelminthes, Trematoda, Strigeidida, Schistosomatidae.